AACGGUGAUAAAAUGUAUGAUUUUGCUUACUCUUAUAGAAUACAUAGCACCGAUAAUACUAAUGGAAAUUUAAGGAACGAUGGUGCUGGUUAUAAUGCUAGACCGGUUCAAGUUGUAGUGAAAGACCAAAAUGUCUCGAUUAGGUUAAAAGGUGUUAAAAUAGACGCCCAAAAAUUAAAAGAGGAUUAUGACAUUCCUUUAAAGUCAGAUCAAAGUAUUUAUAGCAAUGGAAAUUCUUCAACUACUUAUUGUGUUAAAGGGGGAGUGAAAGGAAUAAUUGACGGAACCACAUUUGAAAUAGGAGAACAUAUUGAUUUAUGCUCUGCUUGUAUUACUAGGGAAUUUGAAAUUGUUAAGG
This is a messenger RNA of Racocetra persica, 358 nucleotides long. Lineage: Eukaryota; Fungi; Glomeromycota; Glomeromycetes; Diversisporales; Gigasporaceae. The record is from the annotation of a GenBank genome assembly.